GGCGGACGCGUCCCGGGCCGGUUGGUGCUAGAGACGGCGGUGCUGCGGGGAUGGAGCCGCGCUCUGUGGGCUCUGGGAGCUGCCGGCUCGGGGCCUUCCGCCUCCGUUCGUUUUAUACGGGAGAAGAUGAGAUUGUGACAGGCGGCUCUUCUGCCACUACCCCUUUUUUUUUUUUUCUUUUCCUUUCUGAUUCCUUAAAAGUAAAUGGGACGCGGAUGUGUGCUGUUAGUCCUGUCACGCUGUUCUACGGCCGCAAUUCCUGAAGAGAUACCAACAAAUGGAACACAAAUUGACCUAAGCUUACAUCAGGCUGGUGACAUCCAAAAAAACAGGCACAAGAGGUUGUAAACUUAAAGAGGGAAUAUGGGUGAAAAGAAGCCAGAACCUUUGGACUUUGUAAAAGAUUUUCAGGAAUACCUUACACAGCAGACUCACCAUGUGAAUAUGAUUUCUGGAUCUGUUAGUGGAGACAAGGAAGCAGAGACUCUUCAGGGAGCUGGGACUGAAGGUGAUCAGAAUGGGCUGGAUCAUCCUUCUGUUGAAGUUUCACUGGAUGAAAACUCAGGAAUGUUAGUGGAUGGAUUUGAAAGGACAUUUGAUGGAAAAUUGAAGUGUCGCUACUGCAACUAUGCCAGCAAAGGAACAGCAAGGCUGAUAGAGCAUAUCAGAAUUCAUACAGGUGAGAAGCCACACAGAUGCCAUUUGUGUCCCUUUGCAUCCGCUUACGAACGUCAUCUGGAAGCUCACAUGCGAUCACAUACUGGUGAAAAACCAUACAAAUGUGAAUUGUGUUCCUUCCGCUGCAGUGACAGAAGCAACUUAUCUCACCACCGGAGGCGUAAACAUAAAAUGGUGCCUAUCAAGGGUACGAGGUCUUCCCUGAGUAGCAAGAAAAUGUGGGGGGUUCUGCAGAAGAAGACCAGCAACUUGGGGUACAGCAGAAGAGCGUUAAUUAAUUUGAGUCCACCUUCCAUGGUGGUUCACAAACCAGACUACCUGAAUGAUUUCACUCACGAAAUCCCAAAUAUCCAGACUGAAGCUUAUGAGAGCAUGACUAAGUCAUCCCAGACCGGUGGGUUGCCAAGAGAUCCACAAGACCUCAUGGUCGAUAAUCCUUUAAACCAGCUAUCUACGUUAGCUGGACAGUUAUCUAGCUUGCCACCUGAAAACCAAAAUGAGAGAGGAUGCUCUCCUGAUGUUGUUACCUGCCAAGAUGAAAAGCCUUUCAUGAUGCAGCAGCCUGCUACGCCCGCUGUAGUUUCCUCUGUGUCAGCAAGUAUUGCUCAGAGUUCAUCUCCAACCAGCCCAGAUCCUCGGCCUGCACACAACCAAAGGAACUACAGCCCGGUGGCGGGGCCCAGCAGCGACCGCAGCGCCCACACCAGUACUCCCAGCAUAAGUAACAGCCAGCCAAGCACUCCAGCCCCCACCCUUCCUGUUCAGGACCCCCAGCUUCUGCAUCACUGCCAGCACUGUGACAUGUAUUUUGCGGACAAUAUCCUUUAUACCAUUCACAUGGGAUGUCAUGGGUUUGAGAAUCCUUUUCAGUGCAACAUAUGUGGGUGCAAGUGUAAAAACAAGUAUGACUUUGCUUGCCAUUUUGCCAGAGGUCAACAUAGCCAACAUUGAGAACAUGCUUUUGUUUAGUUUUUUAACAUAUUGCAAUAUAUUUUUCAUACUUCCUGAAGGAAAGCUUGCACAUUCCCAUAAGGAAAAUUUGCGUUAAACUAUUGGACAAAGGAGGCAAAUUUAUUUCUAUGUUGUCAUGAAACUUGCCAGGGAAAUUUUGUAUAAGAUGUGGUUGUUUUAUAUGUAGCCUUUAAAAGGAGGGGAAAAAAAAAAAAGAGAAAUCAACCCACUGAAAGUAUUAUAAAAAUUGGAAUUUAUUAGGAUGUUUUGGUUGCGAAAUUUCAGUUGCUUGCUCUUAAAAUGCCCAUAAACAUUACAGAUGUAGAAACAGUGUCCUGAACGUCGAAUACAAUCAUCCAGUUUGUUAGAUAGGAUAAAAUAUGUUAAGCAUAAACUAUGAAAGGUGUCUGCAGAGACAGAUGUGGUUGCUUUGGAGACGUAUCCUUAAAAACAUAGCUACUAUCAAAGUUAAAACACAAACAGAAGCCACUUUCACAUACAAAUUGAAUUUGACUUUAAAGCUCACUUUCAUCUGAUGAGAUUAAUAUGUUUUUGCUUAGUAUAACCCAAACUCAAAACACUAAUUUAACUAUUAUUGUUAAGGUUCACCAUGAAACUAGAAGAUAAAAGGUUAUUGUGAGUGAAACUCUGGUAGGGAAAUAAAGUUAAGAGCCAAUUAUUCACUGCUUAUAAAAAGAAGGAAUACACUUGACACCUUAUUUGAAACUGCAAAGUACACUUAGCAAAAUUGUAUCCAUGUUAAAAGGAGGCAAUUCUUGUCGUACUAGCACAGAUCAGUGUUAACUGCCUUAAAUCAAUUUGUACACAUCUUUAAAAUUUGCACAACUAGACUUCUAUCUGGCUGAUGGAAGUUCUAAUAGAAACAAGAGGUUUAUGAGCUAAAACUAUUUAAUACUCGGUUUUAUCUUGGGCCAAGCGACAGCUGGUAGGUUGCCUUUCUGUUUGAAAGCUGUGUAAUCACGUUUAUUGUAAGCUUUGGCUAACCUGGAAGUCAGUUUGUCUGGCAUCCAUCCCCAACAUUUGUUGUGCUGGAAGUGCAGAGAAGAGCUGAGGGUGUGUUUGUGGUGGGGUUGGGUUUGUUUUGUUGGUUUUUUUUUUAAGUAUUCAUGUAGUAGGCAGGCAAUGAAGCACUGGCUGGCUACAUUAAAUUCAUUGUGAUUAAUAGCAUACGUGCACAAGGAUGUACAUGAAGUCCAUUGCACAUGUUUAUUUAAUCCUUUACAUGUUACUUUAGAAGCACCUAGACUAAUGGACAGGCACUUUAGUAGGAACUUAUAUGAAACAUCUUAAUAGAACUAAUAAAAGCUCUUGAUGUGUUACACAGUAAUUUGUAAUGCUUCAAAAAUUGAAGAACCAUUACUUUUACCAUACUUAGAUAUGCACUUUUAUCUUAGUUUGUCUUACUGGAGACAAAUUAAAGCUUCCUUUAUAUGUAUUCCCCCUUUCCUAUCAGCAAAAUAUGGCAGAAAAUGUUUUGUCAAAAGUAGGAGGAUUUUGUUCAUGUUCUGGAAAUCAGUGUCUGCAAUCUGAAUAGUGACUGUUUGGUUAUUCAGAUCUGUAUUGCCACGGGAGCUAAAGCUUACAAGGACUUCUGUUUAAGAAGAAUACGCAGGGAAAAAGAACCUGAAAUUUUGGCACCAGAGGUGAUUUUCACUUGAAUGAAUUAGAAAUUUAGGAACUGAAAACACUUCCCUAAUUCAUCUACUGUUUUGGUUUCAGGCUUGGUUUCAAAUGCAUUUUAGUGAGUUGGUAUAACUGAGAAUAUGAUUUCCAUUUUUCAUACGGCACUCAUUAUAAUCCUCUGAUAUCCCUUUCUCACUUUAUAAUUGAAAUCUCAGAAGUAAAACAGCAGCUCUUUGCAUGAUCUGCAUGCAGAGGAUCAGGAGCAACCCACCUGUGUGUCCUUUUGUAUUUUAAAGGCUGCGGUAAUGUUGACUGAACUGGAAUCUACAUGGAAGGUAUUGCUCCUGUACAGGUUGUGUGACAUGGCCUUUCCAGUCAAAGAACAGUACCAAGGUGACACACAGAGGUGGCUCAAUUAUAUAUAAAUAUAUAUAUAUAUAAAAAUUAUUAGAACCACAAAUAUUAAAGACCAUUACAAUUACUAAUCUUUUUCUUACCUUUUGAUACAUGGUGCAGACUAAUUGCUAGGCUCCGGCUGCUGCAAGGAGACUUCCCAGAUUGCAUUGCUAUAAGGAAUACCCUCCAGCUGUGAGUUAUUAGGUUACAACAGCUGACUUUGGUUUGUGGCUCCAGUUUUUGAUACCAGAAGGAUUGCUGUGGUUGUGUUCUGUUCUUUAUGUUUUGCAUCCAUUCCGACGUUCUUCAGCAGUGCCUAUAAGCAGUAUGGACUUCCUGUCUAGUGCAAUGACUUCUGAACCAUAAUUCCCCUGCAUGUAACUUCAGGUAGAGCAGUGAGGUCGCUAUGAGAAGUAGCUGGUAGCAAGAGGGAGCCUGCAUGACCUUACUGAAAGGGGCCCUAUGUAAUACAGUGUUCUGUUGUGCCAAACAGUUCCCUGACUAUAAGUAGCUCCUUCUGACUACUGAGUAGGUUUGGAAGGUGUAUUUUCCUGUUGGUUUUGUUGUACAUAUUGUUUACUAUAAUUUAAAGAACAGAACUAAUACUGGAAAAUGGAUGAUGAUCCUGACAAUUGCCAUGCACAAGCAGGCCUUACUCGUUCAGUCAGCGAGGGAUUCCCUUAGGAACCAUGGGGUCAAGACCUUGGUUCGUGGGGCCUUUCCACAUUGGCUUCUCCAUGUGCUGCACUGCACUGGCUUUUCUUUAUGAAAACAAACCUUUCUAUUGCAAGGUGGUAAUGAACAUCUGACCUCGUAUUCACAGGGAAGUUUGGGAACGAGCUGAUCUAUUUUUUUCCCCAUACCUUGACUCUGGUAACUUCUGUAGUUGCAAAACAUUAAGUUAAUGGUUUUCUUUUGUUUGUUUGUUUGUAUUGUGAUAGAUUAUUUUACAGAUUUGUUGAUAAUUUGAACAUGCAUUAUUUAUAGCACUCUUAAUACAGACUCAGUACUUUUGAGAGGUAUUCCAGCAAGAGUGAAGAUCUUGGUAGAUCAUCUGUUAAUACUUAAGCCAACUGUAAAACAGCUAACAGAGAGUAGUAAUAGUUGGUUUGUCACAGAUACAGUGUUUAGAUAAAAGUCAGUUUUGACAUCAAACUUCAAUUGGCAUUUUAACAUAAAGAUGCGUGCCAUUGUUUCCUAGCACAAUGAUCUGUUGUAUUUCUGUUCCAGGAUGUUUUGGGGGUUUGCUUGUUUGCUUUUUGUUUCUUUGGACGAUGGGAAUGUAAUUUAGAAGUUUUCACUGGCAAGUUUUCUAUUAAUUUUCAGCUUCUUUGAAAAUCUACAGCAAAUGGAUGUUUUGGUGCAGGAAAAUAUAUACCCUGCUGAAGCAUUUUUCAUUGAGCAAUCUUUGUGUAUGUGCUUCUAAGUACCUGCUUUGUUAAUAAUAUGUAUUUCAAUGUAAAGAGCAUAUUUUGUAUGCAAAAAUGAAAUCCAUUAGAACUGUAAACUAAAUUUUACUGUGUAGUGGAUGUUUUCAGAAGACAGGGUUAAUUCUAAAAUAACUCGGCUAUAUCUAGUGUAGUUCAUGUUGUGGAGCUUUGCUUUUGUAAGGUAAGAAUAAAAUAAUACUUUCUAAUUAA
Molecule: messenger RNA, 5309 nt
Organism: Meleagris gallopavo (turkey)
Lineage: Eukaryota; Metazoa; Chordata; Aves; Galliformes; Phasianidae
Gene: IKZF5
Product: IKAROS family zinc finger 5
Biological process (GO): regulation of transcription by RNA polymerase II
Molecular function (GO): DNA-binding transcription factor activity; RNA polymerase II cis-regulatory region sequence-specific DNA binding
Source: RefSeq, a predicted model, not a curated record